Messenger RNA from Solanum dulcamara, 678 nucleotides. Its product is annotated as bidirectional sugar transporter SWEET1-like. Gene Ontology annotation, biological process: carbohydrate transport. The record is from RefSeq and is a predicted model, not a curated record. Gene Ontology annotation, molecular function: sugar transmembrane transporter activity. Lineage: Eukaryota; Viridiplantae; Streptophyta; Magnoliopsida; Solanales; Solanaceae. The coding region runs from base 1 to 678 and encodes 225 amino acids. Gene Ontology annotation, cellular component: membrane. The transcript has 6 exons.
AUGGGUGGUUUACACACCAUACAGUUUGUUUUCGGGAUUUUCGGAAAUGCCGCUUCUCUGUUUCUCUUUUUGGUACCCACGUAUACAUUCAAGAGGAUCAUCAAGAACAAAUCGACGGAACAAUUCUCUGGCAUACCUUAUGUUAUGGCAUUUUUGAACUGCUUGCUAAGUGCAUGGUAUGGUCUCCCCUUUAUCACAUCAAACGAUAUUCUGAUAACAACCAUCAACGGAGCCGGAGCUGCAAUCGAGUUAAUAUAUGUACUCAUUUUUCUCAUAUAUGCACCCAAUAUUAAACAAAAGAGAAAAAUAUUAGCAAUCUUCGUUUUAGUCCUCGUCGCUUUUGCUUCCACAGCGGUUAUCUCUCUGCUUAUUUUUCAUGGAAAAAAUAGGAAGUUGUUCUGUGGUAUGCUUGCCUCCAUAUUCUCCAUUGUUAUGUAUGCAUCUCCUUUGUCUAUUAUUAGACUAGUAAUCAGGACCAAAAGCGUAGAGUACAUGCCAUUCUUCCUUUCAUUAGCUGUCGUCAUAUCUUGCACUAGCUGGUUUAUUUAUGCUAUGCUGGGAAUGGAUCCAUUUAUUGGCAUCUCAACAGGUAUUGGCUUGGUUUUAGGAGUAGUGCAAUUGAUUUUAUACUUCAUUUACCGUGACAAGAAGACAUCAACCGCUGCUGAUGAGUCCUAG